Messenger RNA from Adineta ricciae, 2928 nucleotides. The record is from the annotation of a GenBank genome assembly. NCBI's taxonomy places the organism in Eukaryota, Metazoa, Rotifera, Eurotatoria, Adinetida, Adinetidae.
AUGUCUUUGCUUGAUCAAAAUUGGGGUGCCAGUGGUAGUGCUGAAGACGAAGCACACGAUGAGAAUCAACAAGGUCGACAAGUUUUGACAUCUCGUGAUGGAACGUUAAUGCUGAUUGAAUGUGCUCCACAAAUGUUUGAACCUCUAGCUAAUCAAAUGAAACAGGACUCAGCUAUGGAUGACGACGAUGAAGAUGCACAACUGACAACCGGCUUUCAAUUAGUUCUCCGUGCUUGUCAACGUUUCUAUCAAUCAAAAAUCAUAUCCAAUGACAAAGAUCUCAGUGGCAUCAUUCUUUAUGGCACGGAGAAUAGUCUCAAUGCAUUCGAUUUCAAACAUAUUUACAUUCUUCAUGAAUUAGCACAGCCAUCAGCUGAACGUAUCAUUCAAUUAGAAACACUGUCAGAUAAAAGCACUUACAAAACUAAAUAUGAUGAAUUGUUUGGUUCAACACAAGCAACAGGUUAUUCACUAAAUGAAGCUUUAUGGACAUGUUCAAAUUUAUUCUCCAAUUCCCCGCAACGUUUGACAAUUAAACGUAUUUUUAUAUUUACGUGCAACGAUCAACCACAUGCAUCGAAUCUAACACUCGAACGGCAAGCAAAACAACGCGCUAAGGAUUUAAACGAUGUCGGAAUUCAAUUAGAAGUCUUUCCAAUUUUAACUGAAACAAUUCCACGAUUCGAUUUUAAAAAGUUCUUUCAAGAUGUCGUGAUGUUAAGUGAUGAAGAUUUAGAAAUCCGAAACAAUCAAGAACCAACUGGACGAUUAAGCGAAUUAUUAAAAUUUGUCUACUCGAAAGAACACAAGAAACGUGCUUAUUGUACUGUGCCAUUUACACUAGGCAAAGCAGCAGAUGGCACGCCAUUGGAAUUCUCUGUAUCGGUUUAUAACAUGGUUCGUCCUUGUCCGAAACCAACCAAAAUCAAAUUAGACAUGAAAACUAACUUGGAAACGAAAAUUGUUACUAAACACUAUCUUCCUGAAACAGCGGAAAUUCUCAUGCCGUCAGAUAUUCAGUAUGGUUUAGAUGUGUCUAGUCGCCGUGUUUUAUUUGAUGCAGAUGAAAUCAAAGCAAUCAAGAAAUUUGCUGAUCCCGGUUUCGAAUUACUCGGCUUCAAAAGUCUUUCGUGUUUAUUACCACAUCAUUAUUGUAAACCCGGUCAUUUCAUAUAUCCCGAUGAGAAAUACGUCGAAGGAAGUUCGUGUUUAUUCAAUGCAUUGUUAAAGAAAUGCUUAGAAAAGAAAAUGUUUAUCUUAUGUCAAUUUUCUGCUCGCCGAAAUACACCACCACGCCUUGUUGCGUUGAUAGCACAAGAUGAAGAAAUCAAUAAAAAGAUCAAAAAUGAUCGGAUAGCAUCGAACGGCUUUCACGUUCAUUAUCUGCCCUAUGCUGACGACAUGCGUACAUUACCGAAAAACGAUACAAUACGUGCGUCUAAUGAUGAAGUUGAACUAUUCAAAAGUGUGAUACGUGGUUUGAAAUUUAAAUAUCGUCCCGAUAAAUUCGAAAAUCCUGCAUUACAAACACUAUGGAGAAGUAUCGAAGCAACUGCUUUGAAUAAAGGUGAACCCGAUGAAUUUGUUGAUUUAACGGUUCCAAGUGUCGAAAAUCAAAAUCGUAAAGUAGCUGGAUUUAUCGACGAAUUAAAACAAAUGAUUUUCCCACCUGUUUACAGACAAUGGAGUUUUAUUUUUAGAAACGUUGACGCAGCUGCUUCACCCGGUGGUAUGAAAAAAUCAAAAGCUGAUGAAGAUGUUGAUGUCGAAGCAGCAGCGAAAAGUAAUUUGUUAAGUAAACUAACUGUUCCAAUGUUGAAAGAUUACUGCAGAGAUAAGAAAUUAAAAGCAUCAGAUAAAAGCACACAUCACAUACUCAAGCCCAUUUUGUCGCAGUCUUCGUUUAUGAAUACGAAGAAGCGACUAAACCAGCAAAUCAUAGUGACUGACAGCGCAACAUAUAUAAUUAUGUCGAAUAAUACACAAUCCAAGAAAGAAUCAGCAUUGAUCGCAGAAAACGGCCCAUGGGCAGCCGUUGGUGAACAUCCUAAUGCAAUCACGAAUCGUUUUUACACGUAUGAACGAGUUCAAGAAAUUGUUGCAUUCAUUCAAAACAUCGUUCCAGCUAAACCCGAAGUUGCCAUUAUCUGUGGCUCUGGUCUUGGUGGCCUGGCAGAGUUGGUCGUUGACAAAGUUGUUAUACCAUACGCUGAUAUUCCAAAUUUUCCAAGAUCAACAGUUGCUGGCCAUCGAAGCAAUCUCGUCUUUGGCAUCUUAAAUGGAAUUAGUGUUGUUUGCAUGCAAGGUCGGUUUCAUCCUUAUGAAGGAUACACCACAGCAGCGUGCGCUUUUCCUGUGCGAGUCAUGCAAAUGCUCGGAGCGCAUACAUUGAUCGUUACAUGUGCUGCUGGUGGUGUCAACAAAUCCUAUCGAGUUGGUGACAUCAUGUUAAUUAAAGAUCAUAUCAACUUUCCUAGCAUGGCUGGUAACAAUCCACUCAUUGGCCAUAACGAUGAAAGAUUUGGUAAGAAAAUUAGACCGCGUUUUCCACCUGUUGGCCAUGCAUACGAUCGUCAGUAUGCUUCUCAGAUGAAACAGGUUGCUGCUAAACACAAUAUUGAAUUACGCGAAGGAGUUUAUUGUGCAUUAGGUGGACCAUGUUAUGAAACCAUAGCAGAAAUCAACCUACUUAGGGUGCUCGGUAUCGAUGCAGUUGGCAUGUCGAUUGUGCAUGAAGUUACGUUAGGUGCCCAUUGUGGCCUUCGCAUGCUAGGCUUGGCAUUGAUCACGAAUAAAUGCCUGUUCGAAUAUGAUUCAACUAUUGAAGCUGUUCAUGAAGAUGUCAUUCGCAUCAGUGAAUUGAAAGCCAAUGAAUUACAACAACUCAUAUUAGAUUUUGUGGGUGGCAUUAAAACCAAUAAAACAUAA